AUGCUACUGUUAGUUUUUCCACAUGCUAUCACUGAUAAAACACUUAAAAGGCUUCUGGCCUGGUGUUGUGGUGUUAAGGUGCUGAGAGCUCUGUUGGUGCUGGGCCUGGCCACACCAUUGCACGCCACCAGGAAAGGAAAAACGGUCUCUGUGAAGGUGGGGAAUGGAACUGGACUGAAGGGCAAGACAGUGAAACUGCUGUUGGAUCCUUCAGUGACGUCUCAGCCCAGAACCUCUGCAUCAUCCAUUGCCAGCAUGUCUCUGUCCCCGUGGACAUACAAGGACUCCUAUGUAGUGUCUCGGUUACCCAGUAAGAUCUCCCAUGCUCAGUGCCUGACCUCUGGCUGUCUGAGCCUGCAGGACGGAGGUGAAGAUGCAGCCCUGGAGGCCAAACCCAUCUACUACCAGGUCCUCGUCCUCCACAAAGUCCCAAGGCAAAGACGAAAUAAUAGAGGAGGGAAGAAAACAAGGAAGAAGUACGACUUCCGACUGGGGACGGAGGUGAUCUCAGUGGGCUGCACCUGUGUCAGGCCUACCGUCAUACCACAGUAGUAGCACACAAGAGACUUCUGAAGUUAGUAGUAAUUGUUGUUUUUAUUCUUUUCAAUAUAUUUAAGUUAUCACUGAUUUGAUUUACAUAUACUAUGAAAUGGCCUUUUUUUUUUUUUUUACUAUUUUGAUUUAUUACUGCUAGCAUGUUCCUGCCUUAGCAGCACUAGACACCAAUAAAUCAUCAAGCCUCGAAAGCCACGUACACGCAAAGACGCAAAUGACUGUAGUGGUGCCACUUGUAACAGUGUGACAGAGCUUUUAAAGAACUGCAAAGAGCUCAGUAUCUUUCUGCCCCCUAGUGGUGGAAAUUGCUUAAUGCAGCUUUAACCCAGCAGUAAAAGUACAUUGUCUGGCAAACACAGCCAGGUGCUUUGUAUAGUAGCAACUCUAUGUUAUUUUUCAUAAAGAAAGUGUUUCUGGAAAUAUAUAUUUAUGGUAAUAUACAUUUUUGUCUUUCUUUAUUUCUCAAUUGCUUUAUGGCUGUUGUAACUCACAUUUCUUUAAUUAACAUAUUCUCAUUUUAUUGUAGACAAUGUCAAAAUCCAAAUGAAUAUUCCUCCACUUGCCCAGUGGACACUUCGCUGUGUGUGUGUGUGUGUGUGUGUUCUCGUACACACACAGGUUCAUGUGGGAAAUUGAACAAUGAAUUUACUAAGUGAGAAAUGAUGAGAACAAGAGCAAAGUGGGAGUUCACUCAAGCUGUUUUUACUGACCAUGCCAAAUAAAUGCAAUCAAUCCAGCCUUGAACAGCAACACACAAUUACAGCAAGUACAAACUCCAUAUCAUGACUCCCUGUCUACAGCACAAACAAUUUAGACACUUCAGUUAAGUCACUAUGACUCAACAGCUCAAGCAGCUCUUUCUGUUUACUCUUUUAGGUUUAGAAAAUCAGAAACCAACAAUCAGAGCACGGCGACACAUGCCAAAGCACACAGAGACUGCAAACCCAGACUGUGACACCAAAUUUGUCCCAAUCCUGAACUAGUCACUCACUACGUUGCCUCCUUUGUGAUGUUAUUGUGGUUUUACUGUAUAGAGUCACUGUCCUUCUUGUAUGCAUAUGUGCUUUUGAGUUGUGCUUAAAGAAAUAAGAGUGCAAUCAGUGCUCUAAAUCUAAGCCACACAAAGGCAUGUCACUGAUCUAUGUACAACUACACCAUAGUUAAAGUUUCACAA
Molecule: messenger RNA, 1729 nt
Organism: Monopterus albus (swamp eel)
Lineage: Eukaryota; Metazoa; Chordata; Actinopteri; Synbranchiformes; Synbranchidae
Gene: il17a/f3
Product: interleukin 17a/f3
Exons: 4
Coding region: 1-552 (183 amino acids)
Biological process (GO): inflammatory response
Cellular component (GO): extracellular region
Molecular function (GO): cytokine activity
Source: RefSeq, a predicted model, not a curated record